Bursaphelenchus xylophilus (pine wood nematode) is the source of this 1219-nucleotide messenger RNA. Lineage: Eukaryota; Metazoa; Nematoda; Chromadorea; Rhabditida; Aphelenchoididae. The record is from the annotation of a GenBank genome assembly.
AUGUUCCGCUUCUCUGUUUUUCUCUUCGUGGUCACCCAGGCCGCCGAUAUUUUAUAUGUCCGUGAGCGGUUCCAAGGCUGGGCCAAUGGAGAUCGUAUCUUUGUAACGUUGAAUUUCACUUCUGACACACCGGCCGAAAUAAGUCUGUAUAAGUAUGGUGUUCACGUUCACCCAACUCGGGUGCUCCUCAUGAGGAUUCAUGUGAGCCGGCGACGAAUCAGAGUCUACGGGGCUCAGAGUGAGUACUGCUGAAGUCUUGCGUUGCAAAUGCUUUCGGUUUCAGAUGAGACUUGGUCCGACAAUCAGAAGGAGUCUCCGGUUCCGAUUGCAGAGGUUGAGAUCCGGAUCGAGAACUCAAUUGUAGCCAUUCAACUCAAUCAAAAUGACCUUGGGAUUCCGCCGAUCACAUUCGUAACAGACGGUAAAAAGAAAAAAUUAUUUGUAGAGCAAGGCCUAGAAACAGAUGAGGUAACGGACAAUCUCAAAUGAAUUUCAGUUUAUCUCCAUGGGAGUUUAGAAAUAAACUACGACGACUCUACGACCAGUUUGUUGAAGGUGGACAUGACGGAUGACCAACGAGACUACAAACCCUUUAUUCCAAUCCCCAUUAAUUUUUUUGAAGGUAAGCCUACAAAGGUGAAAAUUAAAACUUGGAAAGGCUGCAACAGCGAUGACAAGGACGCUGACUCUCUGUAAAUUCAUGUGUCCUAUCUAAGCCGCUGGUUAAUUUCUGAAAGUUCCUUUUUUAUAGGGCGGUCUUAAAAAUUGAAACUUUUCUAGAGGACAGAGUGUGUGUUAAUUUUUUUAUAAGAUUUUUGCUUUACUUGUCACUUUUUCAGGUCAAUGUCUUACUGUACGGUUCAGAUUAUAUGGAUUUGUGGCCCUCUUGGACAGAGAAGAUCAUUUCCCGCUCUGGGUGAACAGUGAUAACGAUUAUCCAGCGAUUGUGAGGCGAUUGGUUGCCGAUAACGUUCAAUUCGACGUAUCUUACAACAACACCGGAACCAUUUGUAACAUAAUUUCGAUUAUUUACAAUAGCGAGGAAUCAGUUGUAAGCGCAUGCGGUCAGAAUAACACGAUCCCCCAUCCGGACGGGGGGAAGCCGGAUUAUCGUCGUUUGGCUAUCGGUCUAGAAUACGUCAACGACUUUGUUGGAUACACGAUCGCCAAUGGAAGUUGUCAAAUACCAGAAGAUCCGAAAACGUCGACAAGUCCAUAA